AUGAGAAAAUCAACAGACUUUAUUCAAGAUGAUGGCGAUGAAGAUGAGGAUGAAAUAAUAGUAGAUUUUACAUACGUAGUUAAGGCUUAUUUAUCUAGUUAUUUUAUCGAUAAAUCAGGCUAUGUGCAAUUAGAACAAUUUCGUGAAGCACCUUUAGCUGAAGGUGAAGCUAAAUCUGCUGAAUUGAUUGGUGAGGCUAUCAAGAACAAACCUGGAUUUAUUGAAUUAAGAAAAAUUGAGACAGCUAGGGACAUUGCUUCUACUUUAUCACGUUCUCAAAAUCGUGUACUAUUGGAUUCUGAUACUUUAUUAUUAAAUGUUUCUGAUCCUGCAAGACUUUUACAAUUUGGCAACUCUAUUUUAGCACGUUCAAAGAAUGAUGAGAAGAAUGAUGAGAAAAAUGAAGAUAAAGUUGAUAAGAAUGUUGAAAAGACAGAUGAUGAUAUGAAAAUUGAAGAGAAUGAUGAAAAGAAAGUUGAUGAGAAAGUUGAAAAGAAAGUUGAUGAGAAAGUUGAUGAUGUGAAAAUCGAAGAGAAUGAUGAUAUGAAAGUUGAUGAGAAAAAUAAGAAGAAAAUUGACAAGAAAGUUGAUAUGGAAGUUGAUGAGAAAGUUAAAAAGGAAGUUGACGAGAAAGUCAACGAUGCGAAAGUUGAUGAAAAAGUCGAUGACGUGAAAAUUGAAGAGAAUGGUGAUAAGAAGGUUGAUAUGAAAGUUGAUAUGAAAGAUGAUAAUAAAGAUAAGAAAGAUGAUAAUGCAAUCAAUGAAGAUGACAAAGAUAAUAAAGGUGAUAAUCCAAUUAAUAAAAAUAAGAAAGAUGACGAGAAAGAUCAUAAGAACGAUUCAUCAUCAUCUGCGUCUAAUGAUGUCAACAAUACUAAAACAGCACCAAAAACCAAUGAUUCUUUAGAUGAUGAUAAAGAUAACAAAACCGAUGAUGGAAUAAAACUUUACAGAAUGACAGUUAGAACAUGCGAAGAACCAAUCGUAGAAACAUUUGAUGUUCAUAUUGAUUUUGAGACUUUGCAAUAUGCAAUGGUUGGAAUGACUGUAAUAGCUGAUUUUCAUCAAUUGUCAAAUGGGUGGUGGUAUUAUGAUAAUUAA
Entrophospora sp. SA101 is the source of this 1101-nucleotide messenger RNA. Lineage: Eukaryota; Fungi; Glomeromycota; Glomeromycetes; Entrophosporales; Entrophosporaceae. The record is from the annotation of a GenBank genome assembly.